Messenger RNA from Puntigrus tetrazona (Sumatra barb), 1133 nucleotides. RefSeq names its product cytochrome b5. The coding region runs from base 241 to 675 and encodes 144 amino acids. Gene Ontology annotation, molecular function: heme binding. The record is from RefSeq and is a predicted model, not a curated record. The transcript is spliced from 5 exons. NCBI's taxonomy places the organism in Eukaryota, Metazoa, Chordata, Actinopteri, Cypriniformes, Cyprinidae. Gene Ontology annotation, cellular component: membrane; intracellular membrane-bounded organelle.
AUGAAAUAUUUUUUUUUCCAUAUAUGCAAUCAAUAUUUCUGCAUCACUUUUAAUUUAAUUGCCAUAUACAGUACUUCAUUGGAUUGUAGUUUUUUUCCUUCAUUAAUCAGUUAAGGACCCUAUUUCUAUAUAUUUUUGUGCAAUAUGUUAAUCUCAUCCAAUUUGCUUCUUAUCUAUUUGCUUCGUGACUUGUAAGUUUUCAAUGAAGUUGUAUUACCAUACCUAUGGAAGAAAUGAUACAUGAUACACAUUUUAGGAAGGAAAAGUGCGUGGGCACUGAUGCGCUACAAGAACCGGUUUCCUGCAUUAACGUGUUUUGUUCAGAAGGCUUACGCAGAAAUGUUGAAGCGACUUCCCAGUGUCAAACGUUUCUCACCGUUGUGUAACACGAGUAAGCAUCCAGGAGGUGAAGAGGUUCUGCUGGAGCAAGCGGGCGCAGAUGCGACAGAAAGCUUUGAGGAUGUGGGUCAUUCCACAGACGCCAGAGAGAUGCUCCAGCAGUAUUACAUCGGCGAGCUUCAUAUGGAUGAUCGGAAGAAAGCCUCAAAAAAGGAAGUUUACAUUACAACUUCCAAAGACACCAGGUCAUGGACCACCUGGUUAAUUCCCACAUUGGCUGCCGUACUUGUGGGCGUCAUGUACCGUUACUACGUGUUGGAGCACAAAUCCUCCUGAACUCCCGUGAACUUUGUCACCGAUAUAUAUUUUUCUCAUCUGGAGGCCUUGACUUGUUUCAGUGAGUGAGUCAGCAAGAUCACUCUAAACUCCUGCUCAUCCUCUCUUCUUUAGUUUCCUCUCAACUAGCUGUAUGGAAAAGCUCCAAAGCUUUCUUCCAUGCUUUCUGACAUCAAGUUUAGACUUUUUUUUUUUUUUUUUUUUUUUUUAAAUGUACUUGGAAAUGACUUCAACUCCUUUAAAUUAAUCUAGAGUGUAGUUGGAAAGAUCAGGUCCUUCAGGUAUGGUGAUGGAUUUUAAUUCGCUGAUCAUUUUGACAAAUCACAAGUCCACAGCCUUCACAUAGCUGCUAAUUUAUGUUUGUCAGUGAAUUGCUUUAGGUUUAUUACCUAAGGACUUUGACCAAAUGAUUCAAGUGGAGCUGAAAGAUAAGAAGAGAACAGCAAGUGUCAUGCUAC